AUGCCUAAUUGGAUUUAUAGCAAAAUGCCAUUCAAAAAUUUCGUCUUUUGGAAACGACUAUAUAAUUAAGCUAAGUAGAAAUAAGAAAAUUCAAAAAAGUAAUUAAAUCUGAUUGAAUAAAAAUAUAUAAUAUAAAAUGAGACAACUGCCCCACGGGGCAUACAUAAAAUUUUUUAGAUUGGGUCUGGGGUCGGUUACAAUUAUUAUUUAAUAUUUUGGAAAAUAUAAAAAACCAUGGUAAUUUUUAAAAACUAAAAUAAUUCGAAAAUACUUUCCUAAAUUUAUGCAUUUUGA
This is a messenger RNA of Tetrahymena thermophila SB210, 294 nucleotides long. RefSeq lists its product as hypothetical. Lineage: Eukaryota; Ciliophora; Oligohymenophorea; Hymenostomatida; Tetrahymenidae. The transcript is spliced from 2 exons. The record is from RefSeq and is a predicted model, not a curated record.